This is a messenger RNA of Ichthyophthirius multifiliis, 560 nucleotides long. RefSeq lists its product as hypothetical. The annotation marks the transcript as partial. The record is from RefSeq and is a predicted model, not a curated record. The transcript has a single exon. Lineage: Eukaryota; Ciliophora; Oligohymenophorea; Hymenostomatida.
AUAAAAACAGAUUAAGGUAUUUUUUAUUUUUAUGUAUUGAUUAUAUUAAUAAAUUGUAUAAAAUAUGUAAUAUUAGUUAAAUUUUCGGUCAUAAAAUUAUUAAUAAUCAUAGUAUAGACUAUUAGUAUAUUCUAAAAAUGUAUAUUUAAAGAAAAUAGUUAAUUUAGGUUUUAAAGGAAAAGAUCAGAGAAUAAAUUGGUUGAAUUUUACUUUAUUAAAUGCUCUAUUAUUUUAAAAAAAGAAUAGGAAAUAUUUUCUUUUAAAUUAAUUUCUUUUUCUUUAUUAUUUUAUUAGAUUUAAGCUUUAUUUUUUAAUAUAUAGGAAAUUAUUUAUUCUAAUGUUAACAUUUUUAAAUUAUCUUAAGAAAUAAUUAUUAAAAAUUUUUCAUAUUUUUAUUAAUCAUUUUCAUUAUGAUUUAUUUCAUAUACUAAUUAUUUUAAAUGAAUUUCUAAAGUUUCAAUAAAAAUAUUGUUUUUGGAAAGUUCAAUCAUUUCAGGUCUUAUUUAUAUAGAAAUGUCAAAAAAUAUCUUAAAAGCAUAAUUAGUUAUUUCUAAAUUAUC